Stegastes partitus (bicolor damselfish) is the source of this 1494-nucleotide messenger RNA. RefSeq names its product metallo-beta-lactamase domain containing 2 (gene mblac2). The transcript is spliced from 3 exons. Bases 94 to 924 code for a protein of 276 amino acids. The record is from RefSeq and is a predicted model, not a curated record. Lineage: Eukaryota; Metazoa; Chordata; Actinopteri; Pomacentridae.
ACCUCCAGCCAGAAGGCCAGCUGCACCUCUGCGAAAAUCCACCUGACAGCACGACACCAGCUGCAGCGCACCUCGACGAGUGCAUGAACUGGGAUGUCUGCAGCGGACUGGUACGCUCACAAGUCGCUCGGAGACGGACUCUUCUGGAUCCAGGAGCGAUUCUACCAGUCGGAGAACCGGGCUAACAUCUGGCUGCUCCGCGGCUCACACCAGGACGUGGUGAUAGACACGGGACUGGGCUUGAGGAGCUUACCGGACUACAUCGACGGCAAGGGGCUGCUGGGCAAAGACCCGCAGAGGAAGAACCCGCUGCUGGCCAUCGCCACCCACGCCCACUUCGACCACUCGGGUGGGCUGCAUCAGUUCCAACAGGUGGGCGUCCACAGCGCGGAGGUCGAUGCCCUGGCCAACGGAGACAACUUUGAGACGGUCACCUGGCUCAGCGACAGGGAGAUAGCCGAGGCUCCCAGUCCCGGAUGGAGGGCCAGACACUACAAAGUGAAGGCUGUGCAGCCCACACACAUCCUGCAGGAGGGUGAUGUCAUCAACCUCGGCGACAGACAGCUGACAGUGCUUCAUAUGCCUGGUCACUCUCGGGGAAGCAUUUGCCUACAUGACCGUGACAAUAAGUUGCUCUUCAGUGGAGACGUUGUGUAUGACGGCGCCAUGAUUGACUGGCUGCCCUACAGCCACGUCAGUGACUACAUCAGCAGCUGUGAGCGUCUGGUCGGGCUGGUGGACAGCGAGCAGGUCGACCAAGUCCUCCCAGGACACUACAACACAUUUGGGGCGAAGCGGCUUCAUCGGAUCGCAUCCACAUACAUCAGCAGAGCUGAAACAUGCCCUGCAAAGUUCUCCACAUUCGCCUGGAGUACUCUGGCUGGGAUGGCACUGCGGGCGUUCAAUCCACGGAGUGCCUGCUAAUGAGAGGGGAUUACGGAAGCUGCAGGAAGCACAAGUGCACAAAGAAAGAAAGUUUUAGUAUGGAAGGAUUAAAAAGAGGGUAAGGAGGGGAGCAAAGUUAAUAAUGUAACGCUGUUCAUUUACUCAUGUAAUCCAACACAUACCAUAUGAUUGCCAAAUUUUGUGUAAAAUGCCCCCCACUGGGUUACAUAAGUCAAUAAUCAGCAUCAUAUCAAGCAUACAAUAUAAAGUAUUUACUAGUGUUAUUCUCUUAUAUACUGAUGAAUAUGUAUAUGUUGGUCUCAAUAUAAUUAGAUGUAUUGUUUUUAUACUUUAAGCAGAUAUGAAGUUACAAUAGCACAACAAUGGUACAACUCUGCAUGACAAACAGAAAACAGGGAGCUUUGGGUUCUCUUCUGAGGCAUUUGAAACAGAGUCAUUAUGGCCAUAGCAUUCCUCUAUGCAUAUUACUACAAUGCUCAGUGAAGACUCGGUAUCGACUACCUCCUAUGUUUGUAAGAGUGCUUUGUACUAUUGACUAAUCUACGGCUUUGCUAUCAAAACAUUGACAAUAAAGUCUCUGUUCUACCU